AUGUCUUAUUUGUGUUCUUUUGAUCAAAAUUGUAAAGAUUUUUGUGAAGAAAACUUAACAGUUCUUGAGCAAAAAAUUAUUUUAGAAAAGUUUAUAGCAUUAGAAAUUAAUUCAAAAUCACAACAACUUAUUGCUUUACUUCAGGAGUUUGCUAAAGAUAGUAGCGGACAAUCAGGUUUAGAAAAAA
Messenger RNA from Racocetra fulgida, 187 nucleotides. The record is from the annotation of a GenBank genome assembly. Lineage: Eukaryota; Fungi; Glomeromycota; Glomeromycetes; Diversisporales; Gigasporaceae.